AUGGGCGAGGAAGCUGACACAACUCAGGCAUUGGGAUGUCUUAUAGUUCGUCCCGCAUCAUUUUCCACUGAGCGUCCCGAACUCUGGUUUGCUCAACUCGAAGGGCAAUUUCACCUUGCCGGCAUCGUGGAUGAAUUGGACAAAUUCCACAUGGCUGCCGUUCAUCUUGAUACCGUUGUUGGAGCCGAGGUCCAGGAUGUUAUACUGCAUUCACCAGCUCAGACUCCAUACAAGAUGUUAAAGGAUGCCAGCGUGGAAAGACUCAACGCUUCUCAGGAGGCCAGCCUACACCAGCUCUUGGACAAAGAGGUCCUCGGUGAUUGUAAGCCCUCACAAUUUUUACAUUUGAAAUCCCUUGUAGAUAUCGUUCUAGAGAACAUUCUAAUAACAAAAUGGCUUUCACGCUUACCGCGCAACACACAAUCGAUCCUGGCGACGCAAGCAAAUUCUACCUUGAACAAAAUGGCGGCGCUCGCAGAUAAAUUACAGGAGAUAUCGUCACCACCAACUAUCACUGCCAUUUCUGCAGCUGGUGAUCCAGCUGUUGCCGUUCUAGAACAGAGAUUUUCGCGUCUCAAGGCUUGCAUUUCAGAAUUGGCGGGUGCAGUCAGAAAUCAACGUUUUCAUUCGCAUUCACGUCCAAAGUCUCGUUCAAGAACAUCUAUUCAAAAAAUUGGACAAAUGCUGGUACCAUUACAAAUUUAA
This is a messenger RNA of Diachasma alloeum, 705 nucleotides long. RefSeq lists its product as uncharacterized. The transcript has a single exon. NCBI's taxonomy places the organism in Eukaryota, Metazoa, Arthropoda, Insecta, Hymenoptera, Braconidae. The record is from RefSeq and is a predicted model, not a curated record. The coding region runs from base 1 to 705 and encodes 234 amino acids.